Messenger RNA from Sesamum indicum (sesame), 811 nucleotides. RefSeq names its product reticulon-like protein B9. NCBI's taxonomy places the organism in Eukaryota, Viridiplantae, Streptophyta, Magnoliopsida, Lamiales, Pedaliaceae. The record is from RefSeq and is a predicted model, not a curated record. Gene Ontology annotation, biological process: response to bacterium.
CUAUUCAGAUUGUCAAAAACUUUUGUAGUAGAUACAACACUCAUUCUUUCUGAACUUGAAAAGUGAAAAAUGCCAAUCUACUCCUCUUCCGAAUCCGAUGACUUUCCCGCAUCUCCAAAAAGAUUGUUUGGAAGUGAAAAGCCAUUGCAUGCACUUCUUGGAGGAGGGAAAGCUGCUGACAUACUGUUGUGGAGGAACAAGAACUUGUCAGCGGCAAUACUGAUUGGAUCCACCAUCAUAUGGUUGCUAUUUGAAGUCCUGGAAUAUAAUUUCGUCACUCUUCUGUGCCAUGCUUCCAUGAUUCUGAUGCUGGCCCUGUUGAUCUGGUCUAUUGGGGCAGACAUGGUUGACUUGAAUCGUCUUGAUCCUCGGACAAUCACAAUUCCAGAAUCCACCUUCCGGUGGCUGUUUGCUAAAGCCAACAGGAUAUUGUUAAGAUUUUACGAUGUUUCGUCUGGGAAAGAUUUGAAGACCUUUAUCCUGGCGAUCGCAUUCCUCUCGAUCCUGUCAGGAAUUGGAGACUACUUCAGCUCCUUGAACCUGUUAUACACUAGCUGUAUCUGCUUGAUGACUAUACCGGCCUUGUAUGAACGGUAUCAGGGUCAGGUGGAUUAUCUUGCGAGCAGAGGAAACAGGGACAUGAAGAAACUAUACAAGAAAAUUGACUCCAGGAUCCUGAACAAGAUUCCAAGAGGACCAGUUAAAGAAAAGAAGAGAUUCUGAAGGAGGUUUGAUCGGCAUCAAUCACUGACUCCCACAUUUGAAGAUGGUCCUGCCAGAUUAUAGAGCUUAUGUUGGCUGUAGACAUCGA